UACGUCUUCCAAUAGACUUUGAAAUGUUUGGGCAAGAUCUAAAAAUUUGGAUUCUCUUGAAGGAUGAUGUGAUUCCCUUUUGUAAUCUGGAACCGAUUACAGGGAACAGCAUUAUCGCAUACAUUUGCCAUUCUUAUGGAAAGAUGAAGACAGAGGGAAGUCUUGGGAGGUUUAUGUUUGUGAAUCCAUUUACCGUAUCUCAAAAUCGACAAGACUCAACCGAGACAAGAGCCCGCAAACUAGCAGACAGGUUACUUCAGGCUUUAUCAAAUCAGUUGGUACUCGUUCCUUGCAACGUGGGUGGGCAUUGGAUUCUGACAAUCAUUGAUCUUGAGAAAGAUCGUGUCUCUUUGAUGGAUCCAAUUUCUCAUCGGAAUAAAGAUACCCCAUGGAAACUCGUCGUUGACACUGCGAUGAAUAUUGUGAAUGCACGCAAGGGAAAAAAAUUCAAGAAAACAGCAAGUUGGGAAGUGGUUAAGGGUCCUAUCCAGCCUGAUGCAUCUCAAUGUGGAUUUUAUGUCAUGAAGUUCAUGAAAGAGAUCAUAACACGCUGUGAACUUAAUGCCUACACGUCUCUAUCAUCGAUGUUUAAGAAUGUUAAGACAUACACCGAAGCGGAAAUCGAUGAUAUUCGUGAGGAAUGGGCAACUUUUGUGAUAAAGCAUGUGUUUGCUUGAACUUUAGGAAUGGAGCAGAUGAUAGGAAAGAUAGAAGUUCCCGGGAACUACAAUCCUUAUUUACAACAAGAAGACUACAACAUGGAUGGAUAACCGUAUAGAUCUCUUGACUUGUGGUAUAUGUGCUUUAUGAACUGAAAAUAUUAGUUUCUUCUACUCGAACUCGGAGAAUGCUGACCUUGUCGUCUUGAACUGCAUUUUGUCUGGCCUCGUUGCUUUAA
Salvia miltiorrhiza (redroot sage) is the source of this 898-nucleotide messenger RNA. RefSeq lists its product as uncharacterized. The record is from RefSeq and is a predicted model, not a curated record. Gene Ontology annotation, molecular function: deSUMOylase activity. The coding region runs from base 24 to 677 and encodes 217 amino acids. The transcript has 7 exons. Gene Ontology annotation, cellular component: nucleus. Lineage: Eukaryota; Viridiplantae; Streptophyta; Magnoliopsida; Lamiales; Lamiaceae. Gene Ontology annotation, biological process: protein desumoylation.